UGUACCAAUGAUGUUCUCUUUAAUUACAUUAUUGCAUAGCCAACCUACUAGCUUUCCAUUCAUGUAGUCAGCACUUCAUGUAGUCAGCACAAAAUUUGAAAUAGGCCUAUUAUUUUUGCCUGACGAUUCAACCUGAAUUGCAUUCAGUUGCUCAGGUGGCAGAGCAAUGUGGAUGGAUAGCCAGGCAACUAUUAUUGGAUCAUAACAGAGACACAAAGGUGAAUGGCAGCAUUACUUAUGCCACCUAGUGGAUCAGAUGGAGUAAUGAUCCAAAACAAGGAGUCUAUGGAGUAUGAGAAUGAUAACCACACCAUUCAUUUACCAUCAAUAACUGAGCACAAGACAGUAUAUUAUUUUGUACUAGGAAGGUCUACAAUAUGCUUGAUUAUCCAUAUAGGCCUAGCUAUGAUUAUUUAGAUCAAACAUGUCAUACAACCUACACACACCGGCGCUUUUAUCAGGUACACCAUCCCAUUCACGAAAAUGGUUUGCUCCUACAGUGAGUCAUGUGGCCAUGGCUCUAUAAAGCAGGCAGACAGGCAUCGAGGCAUUCAGUUACUAUUCGAGUGACCUAAGUGACAUUGAGCGUGGUAUGAUCGUCAGUGUCAGGCGCCGGAUCCAGUAUCUCAGAAAUGGCAGCCCUCCUGGCCUUUCACACACGACAGUGUCGAGGGUUUACUGAGAAUGGUUUGACAAACAAAAAACAUCCAGUCAACGGCAGUCCUGUGGGCGAAAACAGCUCGUUGAUGAGGUCGAAGGAGAAUGGCAAGAAUGGUGCAAGCUAACAGGUGGGCCAACAACAGACAAAUGACGGCGCAGUACAACAAUGAUGUGCAGAACGGCAUCUUGGAACGCACAACUCAUCGAUCCUUGUCCUGAAUGGGCUAUUGCAGCAGACGACUAGAAGAAGCAGCUACAGCGGGAACACGAUCAACAACACUGGAAGUGGAAAAACAUUGCCUAGUCUGUCGAAUCUCGGUUCCUGUUGUGUCCUGCUGAUGGCAGUCAGGAUUUGGCGUAAGCAGCAUGAGUCCAUGGACCCCUCCUGCCUGGUACAGGCUGGUGGCGGUGGUGUCCUGGUGAAGGGAAUCUUAAUUGGACCUAUAUUGUCACAGCAAAAUAAUCCUGCUGUAACAGGAUUUGAACGUUUAGUCCAUAAUGUUACUUGAUCGGUGGUUAGGCUAUUAGCUGGCCAAAAGUAGGCUACAUGAAAAAUGCAAUACUGUUAUAACCAUGUGUUAGCAUGGGUUUUCAGUGAAUUUAUGUCAAUCACAAAGCUCAUCUGCAUUUCAAGAAAAUUCUCAGCAACAAAAGAAUGAUCAAAUAAACAUUCCUGUAGAAUUAUGAAAUUAAAAUUCCCUACAUAUUAUAUUGUAACCUAUAGCCUACCGUAGGUUAUGUGCUUAUUGUCGUAUGUUUAAAUACGAUGUAAUGAAAAAUAUGGCUAUUUGAGGAAGCAUCACAUUAUGAUAGGCAUCCCAAGAGCCCUUUAAAUACACUGUAGCCCAUUGUGACACAAUGUGACGUUACAUAAUAAAAAAGAACAUGAUGUGACAUCAUGGGAAUAUUCCAUUCACAGAGAGUAAAGGACUGAAAAAUCAUAAUACAACAACAAAAAACAUCCUGUGGUUCGAUCAGAAGGGAAACCCUUCAGGUAAUGUAAAGGAACUUAAAAACAUCCUGUGGUUCGAUCAGAAGGGAAACCCUUCAGGUAAUGUAAAGGAACUUCAAAACAUCCUGUGGUUCGAUCAGAAGGGAAACCCUUCAGGUAAUGUAAAGGAACUUAAAAACAAAUCUAACAUUGAUGUACAAUACUGUUGUAAUUUGUUAUGGAAUAUUACAUAGCCCAAUAAUAAGAAUAAUACAGAAGAAAACAUAGGAUUGACCAUAAUAUCCUUUUGCACUGUUUAGGCGUGGUUGAUUUCCGUCUAAUACGAUUUAUGAAUAUUAAAGCAUGUUUCCGAACAGAGUGUAGUAGCCUGGAGGUGGGCGUGUACGGUCUCGGCAAACCGAAACAGAGGGUGGAGUCGCCAGUCCAGGGUUGUACCAACUUCAAUAGCAAAUUUGGAGCAGGCAAUACACAGCUAAAAUUAGACGGUUAUUCCUCUGGGAAUAAGACCUAACUAAAGUUCCAGCUAAGGUCUUCUAAACAAGGAGGACUACCCUGUACGAGCCACAAAUGUUGGUAUUAUAGAGACUAGCACAUGCUCCUCAGUGCUCCAUUGCCGUCAUGCUGUACAACACGUUCUGAAACUCAGGAUAAGUGGCAGUUCUGUUCGUAACGCUGGGUUAAAGCUGUACAAACCCAUACCACUUGAUUCUAUUGGAUUCUAUCCUCUGACCGGUGCUGUUUACAGUCGACUCGAAGGGUGAAUAACCGAGAAAAUGUCUUUUUUAACCAUACCAUCCCAGGAGGGUCUUUUCACCAAGGUGAAGAAAGAGGGGUCAUCCGGAGAAGGACGGUGUUAUGACGAAGGCCAGUGUAAUUCGGAUGAAGAAUACGAAGACAGCGAGGAGACAAACGUGCGUCUCAUCCCCAGGUGCUCUCCUAUCCCAAGGAAACGCGGACGGUCCAUCUAUGAUGAGACCGCAGAGUAUCUGAAAAUCAAAGAUGCAAUUCCCAGCAGGAGAGUGUCGUUUGCCGAUACAACAGGUAGAGACCUAACCAAUGUUAAGGAAUUCGUCCAAUUUGAUUCGGAUGAUGAGGAUGAUGCCAGGUGGGAAGAAGAGGAGGCAAAAUACCGACCGAAAAUCCGUGAACCGACCUACCGCAUAAACCCGGAGUGGACCAUUCCCACUGCGGCUGCCCUGACGAAAGCAGUGCACAUUAAUAAAGUAGAGGUGGAGAGUGUGUCACCUAUUGAAGACGAGCCCUUGGCAUUUAUCGUGUUUAUCCGAGUGCUUAAUAUUUCAUUUAACAAAACUGUGUGCAUUCGAUCAACUAUGGACAGCUGGAGCACCUACUUUGAUUGUCCAGCAGAUUAUGUCCAGGGCGACGGUGAGACUGAUAAAUUUUCCUUCAAGCUCUCCUUCUGCCCACCGUAUCUUCACCAUGGGGCUCGCAUUGAGUUUGUUGUCCGUUACGAAACUCCAGAUGGCGAUUACUGGGCGAACAACUCGCAAUUGAAUUACGCGGUAACUCUUCUCGUGUCCUACGAAGACGAUGUAGCACAAGCUAGCCCUUUUGAUAUGCCAGACCUUACAAGUAUCCUGAAAACUGAAAGCAGUUACAGUAUGGAGGAUUCGGACUACUUUGCACAGUUCCCAGAGAAGGGUGAAGAUGAACCGGUGACUAAGCCAGUGCCAGACAUGUUGAAGCCCAGUCCUCAGUGUCCAGUCAUUCUUCAACCAGAGCUUGACAUAGAGCUCAUUGAAGCUUCAGCCACAAUUUAGACUGCCGAUGACAUACCCAGUUCUCCUCUCCCAGCCAACCUAGACCUUCCAUUAGCAGAUGGAACACUGUCCAGUGCCACUGUAUCCCUGGGUAAACAAUCACCUCAUGUGUUUUCCACAUCCACAACACAAGCCAAUGAAGUACUAUCCAAACCUGUAGCAUCUGAAGCCAACCAACUGACAACUGAACCAGAGCCUUCACAGGAACUGGACUGUGAAUUACUAAAACUGGAUUGUGAAAUACCCAAACUGGACUCUGAAUUAGAAGAACAUGUUCCACCACCACUCCACAUCAGCAUUGCUGAAGCAUCAGAUGGCAAGAAGGAGGAAAAGGGAGGAACCUUCCAGGUGGAGCCCAAAGAUAGUAGUCACCCCACACCUAUGCAUGUUCCUCCACCUCUCCCCAGCAAUAUGGAUGAAGUCUUAGAUGGUGAGAAAGAGAAGGAGGAGGAUAGUAGUCCCUCUACACACCUGUACAUUCUAACACCACCUCAUGUCAGCAUUGCUGAAGCAUCAGAUGACAAGAAUGAGGAAAAGGGAGGAGGAACAUCCCAGGAAGAGCCCAAAGAUAGUAGUUCUUCCACACCUCGGAGCUCGUCUCCUACACCUCUCCACAGCAGCAUGACUGAAGCCUCAGAUGUUGAUGAGGAGGAAAAAGAGGAGGAGGAGGGAGGAGCCUUCACUCUGGAACACACAGAACCACACUCCGAACUUGACCCACCUCACACGGAGAUCCAAGCCAACAUGUCUUCUUCACUGGAAGAUGUUUUAUAUCAGAGUGUGCUUUCUGCAACACCAAAUGUAGUGGUGGGGAAGUUGGUGGAGGAGGAGGAGAAUGUUGAGGAGGUGGAGAUUGAGGUGCUCGAGCAUGGGUCAAAGGUGGAGGAGGAGGAUCCAAGGCAGGAAGCAGAGAAAGAUGCCGAGGAGGAAAACGAGAAGUCCUUCAGAAUUCAGGAGACAAGCACCAGCUCCUCAAGUCGCCUAGAACAUCCCUCAGAUUCCAACCACUGUAAGCUCAGCAGAGCUGAAGAGGGUAGCAAAUCCCAGAUAAAGGUUUUCUCUGAGGCCUCCCCAUCUCUCCCUGAAGAGUCUGAUGAUAAGCAGCUGACAUCAAUGGAUGACGGCAUGGCCAGAGAAGAUGGAGUCCUGAUGCUAGAGGCUGUUGGGCCCAAGCUAGAGAGCUUCCAGGCAGGUGGCGAAGUAGGUGUAGUUGUAGAUGUAGUAGCCAUCUGUCCGUGGCACCCUCCCAUGGUGACCGUGACACACCUUGGGCCCACAGGAGAGGAUAGAAUGACCCAGAGUCUGGCCAGCCACACUGCUGAGCUGCCCAAUGACAUCUCACAUUCAUCCCACCCUGUGUCUCACCAGCGCUUCAAGCGAGGGGUGGCAGCCGGCCUGAGCGAGCUGGCAGCUGUGCUCUCUGAGGACUCAGGCAACUCUAAGCAGCAGGAUGAUAUCACUGCUAGGGAACACACCACUCCUGGGUUGGAGAGCCAGACACCUCUGGGAGUUCAGCGCAAAACCGUAUCAUUUGCAGUCACAGAGAACAUCUCAGAGUCAUCCAUGACCAUGACCCAAGAUGGUACUAGCAGUUCAAAUGAGGAAGACGCUACUUCGGCUGACGAAGAGGAGGAGACUUUCCAGGUUUCCUCAGAAACAGGUCUAUCAAGCAGAUCAUCAGAGGCUCAGAUCACCAAGCCCCUAAGCCCCCAGGCUGAACCGACCCUGGACAGGACACUGAUCCCAUCCAUCAUAUUCCUGAGUGUGGCCAUUGGUCUCGUCGUCGGGCUUCAUGAACCCAGCACCUUCCUCUUCAUGGGACUAUUCCUUGUCUCCCUCUGUUUCUGAGGUGUUUUGAGGGGUUCCUACUUUAAAAACGUGUGAAGUGACUUAAUCCCUUUUUAAGUGCCUUUUCAUGUUACCAAACAAUGUUGUAUUAUGUGCACAAUUGGUUCCUGGUGUUUUAUUUUAAAUGUGUGCCUGUGGAAGUGUGUAUAUUUUUGUUUGUUUUCACAAAAAAGAAGGGAUCUUGUUCGUUAAAAGUAGCGAGAAGUUAAUUGGAUUUCCAGUGUUCCAUGCCAAGAGUUAGUCAAAAAACUGUUUGAGUUCGUUAAAACAUAGCCAUGCAAAACUAAGGCCUAAUUUUGUUCUUAAAGGGUUUGAGUAUGAUUUUGUGUAUAAAACAUGGAAAUCCAAAGAAUUGUUGAGAAGUGUGACUGUCGGCUGUUUGGAAUCGGAAUGUAUGUAUGUUCUAGAUUGGGCUGGGAGACUGAAACUGGUGAAGCAGUAGAUUGUAAGGUAAACACAGGUUCCUUGGGUAAGGACAGUAGCUACAAGAUAAAGUAUGUUCAUAUGCAAAAUGUUGUCAUUUGUGCUCUGAGAAUUGCCAGUCCUCACAUUUUAGAAUAGUGGUGUGCUGUGGUAAUCCUUUUACAGUAGUAUACUGUUGCUGCUAUCAGAUGGUAGUUCAUGCAAGUUAAAGCCUACACAGUUUCACAAUUUAUCUAGCCACAAAUCUAGAUAGACAGAAAUUAGACUGAGUUUUAACAACUCUUCACUGUGAUGAUACCUGAAAGGAUGUUUGAAGUGAUUUAUGUGUUUGCGGUGUGUGUAUGUCUGGGUAUGGUGCGUUAUGGUUCCCAUAAAAUCAGAUGAAUAAACUAUGUGCUGGUCUUUA
Messenger RNA from Oncorhynchus kisutch (coho salmon), 6070 nucleotides. RefSeq lists its product as uncharacterized. The record is from RefSeq and is a predicted model, not a curated record. Lineage: Eukaryota; Metazoa; Chordata; Actinopteri; Salmoniformes; Salmonidae. The transcript is spliced from 5 exons. The coding region runs from base 3775 to 5241 and encodes 488 amino acids.